GGUAGGGGUCCCCGAGCAGCUGAGGGUGUAGGCCUAUUGUCUGCUAAUACCUAGCAGGUUGCGUUAAAAACCUAGGAGCAGGCCACGUGGCACUAUGAGCGACACGGGAAGCAGUGAUGUCUCUAGGCCCAGUGCCAGAUCCAUCUAUGAACAGAGGAAAAAAUAUUCCAGCGUCAUCAUGGCGGAUGUCUCCCAGUAUCCUGUCAAUCACCUCGUGACUUUCUCCAUUGGGGAAGAAGAUGAUUUAGGAACUGUGGAGGAUGCUGUAAGGAAACUGUCUGUCAUGGAUGCCCAAGGGAAGAUCUGGGUUCAGGAGAUGCUACUUCAGGUCAACGGAUCAGCCGUCAAACUCCUUGACAUAAACUCAAAGGAGGAGCUGGAGAACUAUGGGUUGGCUGCUGUGGUUCGUUGCGAGGCUGUCCACCCCGAGACCCGGGCCCGAUCCCUGCUCCUGCUGGUGUGCCAGGAGCCUGACCAGCUCAAGCCAGAUGUCCACUUCUUUGAGUGCGACCACGUUGGGGCUGAAUUGAUCCAGCAGGAUGUUCACAGUGCUCUGUUGGACUUCAAGUCUGGGGGUAAUGCCCAGAGGAAAGAGGCACUCAGGGCUGCCCAGAACUGGCUGGUCAACCAGCCCAAAGAGGCUCUAUAUGCUGAGAUUCAGCCCCUCAAGCGGGUACCUUCCCGGACGAAAGUCAUCACCCCCCUGGCCGCUGUCCCGGAUCCAGCUGACCAACAGCCUGCAAGCGGCCUUCCGCCAGCCCAGUCUGACCUGGCCUUCGUCCGUACUGAGCAAGACAUGGUGACCUUCAUGGGGAAGUUGCAGAAGGCUGCCGAAGCUUUUCGCGUGCUGGAUCAACGCAAGCGCUCCUCAAGAGGGCGCCGCCGAGAGCCAGGCGAGGGGCUCCUGACCCUCCGUGCUCGGCCCCCUCCUGAAGAAGAAUUUGCAGACACUCUGGCUAAGAUGAAAUAUUCCUUCAGCCUUUUGGCGAGGCUCAAAUCGAAUAUCAUGAAUCCCUCCUCAGAAGAUCUGAUACAUUUUCUCUUUGGUCCCUUGAGAAUGGUUGUGGAGGCUUCCGGGGGACCAGAAUUCGCCUCUGAGUUGCGCAGCCCCAUGCUGACCCUGGAGGCCGUGACCCUGCUGCGGAGCUGCUUAGGAGAGCGGGAAGUCGAGCUCUGGCAUUCACUAGGCGAAAACUGGACCAAGGCAAGAGUGGACUUUCCCCGGGACUAUGCAGCUCCCUACACCCCAACUUUCCAGAGCGGCUGGGAGCCACCCCGCCUGGACGCUUACGGGCAGCCAUGGGAAGACCCAGUAGAGAUGCAGCAUCGACACGAAGAGCGCCGUGCCCAGAAAGAUGGCGCCCAGAAGAGAGCCAAGAGGGGGACGCUAGGCAGCCAGCUAAGACACAAAAAUGAAAUCAAGAGAGUCAGCUGCACAUAUGACUUCGUAGCCAGAAACAGCAAUGAACUGUCAGUCCUUCAAGGAGAGGAGCUGGAGGUCCUGGAUGACAGCAAGAAGUGGUGGAAAGUUCAGAACAUCUACGGUCAAGUAGGCUACGUGCCUUACAAUAUCAUCACCCCAGUUGUGACCGGAGAUGGCGACGGCCCUCAGAUCCACAACACAACGGUCCAAAUCAAUGGAACCAACUCUGCGAGAACACAAGCGCCGAAAACCCCACCUCAGCCACCGCCCAAGACUCGAAUCCCACACCAAAAUGGCCGGCGCUGGGCUAGUGCCGAAGGGCUUAACGUGGGCCAGAGCGAUCGAGUGUCUGGCCGUAGCAAAAAUCUUCAUAUCCAGCGUUCCCCAGACACCAGUGUGCCUUUAGGCUAUGACUCCAACCCUGCCCAGGUCCAAGCCUGGCUAGAGGCCAAAGGAUUCAGCCCACUGACUGUAAGUGCCUUGGGGGUUCUGAAUGGAGCUCAGCUCUUCUCCUUGCAAAAAGAAGAAUUCAAAGCCGUCAGCCCAGAGGAAGGAGCUCGGGUCUACAGCCAGGUUACAGUCCAGAGAGCCCUCCUGGAGGAUUCUGGGAAAAUAUCAGAGCUGGAGGCAGUGAUGGAGAGGCGGAAAAGGAAAGUAGAGGGCAUUUGACUGGCUAGAGACCUCCCAAAUACCAAUGCAAGAGUGCCCUCUGCAGGAAACCUGAGGGACUGCAUGGUAACAGGCUCAAAAGAACGU
Molecule: messenger RNA, 2179 nt
Organism: Gekko japonicus
Lineage: Eukaryota; Metazoa; Chordata; Lepidosauria; Squamata; Gekkonidae
Gene: EPS8L1
Product: EPS8 like 1
Exons: 21
Coding region: 95-2092 (665 amino acids)
Biological process (GO): positive regulation of ruffle assembly; Rho protein signal transduction; regulation of Rho protein signal transduction
Cellular component (GO): vesicle; plasma membrane; ruffle membrane
Molecular function (GO): actin binding
Source: RefSeq, a predicted model, not a curated record